Mytilus californianus (California mussel) is the source of this 330-nucleotide messenger RNA. Its product is annotated as prostate collagen triple helix protein-like. The record is from RefSeq and is a predicted model, not a curated record. NCBI's taxonomy places the organism in Eukaryota, Metazoa, Mollusca, Bivalvia, Mytilida, Mytilidae. The transcript has 4 exons.
AUGAUAAUCUUAAAACAUAAACUUCCUUGUACAGUCAGCACUGGCUGUAUCAUAUGUCCCAUAUCUCCAAUAAUUCCUUUGUCGCCAUUGUCUCCUUUGUCACCUUGGUCACCUUUCAAUCCCUUGUCUCCAACAAAAAAUGAUUUACCGAUUUCUUCUCCUUUGUCUCCUUUGUCACCUUUAUGACCUUUCAUUCCCUUUUCUCCAGUAUCGCCGGUGUGUCCUUUUUCUCCUUUUUCGCCUUUUUCUCCUGUUUCUCCAGUCAUCCCCUUCGCACCAUUUGAACCAUCUUUGCCAGCAUCACCUGUAUCCCCUAUGAAAAUAGAAUAA